This is a messenger RNA of Mercenaria mercenaria, 5330 nucleotides long. RefSeq lists its product as uncharacterized. The transcript is spliced from 5 exons. Bases 118 to 4191 code for a protein of 1357 amino acids. The record is from RefSeq and is a predicted model, not a curated record. Lineage: Eukaryota; Metazoa; Mollusca; Bivalvia; Venerida; Veneridae.
UCCGCCUAAAGCGGUACAUGCUUCAUUUCCAAAGUUUCUGUGUUUUAGAAUUCUCUGGAUUGAUAACUGAUUGAAGUGAACAGAAACCAAGUUAGUUUAAGUAUUUCCAAACAUGAAAUGGCCGAUGAAGACUUACAAAAGGAUCUGUAUAAAAAUUGGGUCCGCGGUGCAAAGGGUUUAGAAUACUUAAAGGAAGGACUUCAAGCCUUUGUUGAAGACAAAGUGCAGCAUUGUCGUGACCAAUUCUUACAAAAAGUAACACAUGUCUUGCCGACAGGAUCAACGCAUCAAUGCAAUCAGUGUACGUCUCAAAACCUUUUGCCUAAACAUGCAAAAAAGAACGCCUGUAAUAGAAACACAUGCACAGAAAAGAUCCCAAAGAAUUGCUUUGGUAGUAAACCAAACGGUCGUAGAAAAUGCCCAAAUGGAAUAUGCAGUAAAUUAUAUGAUGAAAUUGUACUUGACCAUUCCUCGAGGGAUCCGCUGUGGAAGAAUACAGAUCCAAGUACUUGGUGUUCAGAUCCGCUCGGAUGGAGCUUCGGAAAAUGUUUUCAAACAACAACAGGCCCUGGUAUAUCAGCUAGCACAACCGAUGCUCCCGGACUCCUAAGCAUUCUUAUCAAUAACCUAACGAUACAGAACAAUUGGCUGGCGUGCAAUGACAUGUCCUCAAAAAUAACAUGUCCUUUUAACAGGGCAAGAGACAUCCGUAAUGCAAUUCUGCAUAGUCCGAAACUCGAACUUGAUGAACCGACUUUAGGAUAUUAUAUAGAUACAUUCAUAACAGUUCUUCAAGAUGCAAAAUGUCUUCUCAACUGCAAUGGAUCGAAACAAGCUGUUGAUAAACUAUUACAGUUGAAAAACCAACAAAUUAAUAUAAGUCAGGAAGAUGAAACAAGACUUGUCCAACGUCGGAAAGAGGCAUUGUCUGAACUAGAGGAAAGGACAGCAGAAGGACUGCGCGAUAUUGACAACAAAACUGCAACUGCUAUAUCUACCAUCAAAUAUGAUGUUGACAUUGCUUUGUCUGAUAUAGAACAGACUAAAGCUAGAGUAAAACUCAACGUUAUUGAGGAGAAACAGAACGCCUUGUCUGAUAUAGAAGAAGCAAAGAGGGGAGCUGAACAGGACUUUAAGGAAAACACAAAAACUGCCUUGUCUGAAUUAGAAGAAGCAAAGGAAAGGUCUGCAAAGGAUGUUAAAGAAAGUAAAAAAGGUGCCUUAUCCGAAUUAGAAGAAGCAAAGAAAGGAGCUGAACAGGACAUUAAACAAAGCACAAAUGAUGCCUUGUCCAAAUUAGAAGAAGCAAAGAAGCGGGCUGCACAACACAUUAUAGAAAGCACAAAAGGUGUCUUGUCAAAUUUAGAAAAAGCAAAGAAAGGGGCUGUACAGGACAUUAAAGAAAGCACAGAAGGUGUCUUGUCCAAUUUAGAAGAAGCAAAGGAAGGGGCUGCCCUGGACUUUAAAGAAAGCACAAAAGCUACCUUGUCUGAAAUAGAAGUUGCAGGAAAAGGGGUUGCACAUGACGUUAUAGAAAGCCCAAAAGCUGCCUUGUCUGAAUUAGCAGGAGACCUGAAGGAAAAUUUGAUAGUUCUCUACAGGCAAGAGUACCAUGCCCUGCCUCUUUCACCUUUGGUAGAGGAACAAGACACGCCUCUACUUAAGUUUUACGUCAUGCCUGACAUAAAUUCAGUGGAACUCCAGAGGUCGUUUGGAGGAGAAAAAGAAAUUAAAUCAAAGAUCACCUCAUUGCAUGAUGUGUUCUACAAGAAAAACAAAACGUGUCGUGAAAUUUACCUUACAGCAGACGCUGGGCUCGGGAAAACUGCAUUUAGUAAACGACUCGUUUUAACGUGGUGUCAAGCCAAACAGCGUAUCGAAAGUGAUCAAAAAUUUUUCAAGGAGGAAGAUAUUCAGGCUAUGGCAGAGUUUGAAUUCGUGUUCUUGUUGUCAUUACGUGAUUGCACUGAGGAAUGCGACAUUGAUGAGAUGAUCGUGAAACAAAUAAUUCCAAGGUUGGCAGACCCUUCUGUAACUGUAAGCAACAUAGAAGUUAUUCUUUCAAAGGGCAAACGCUUAGUGAUUCUGGACGGUUUAGACGAGUGGAUACACCCAAUGUCUGCCUGUAAGCAAAGGCAACGUGACAUUCCACACAGGAAAGCUAGGGAAUGUACAAUCCUCACAACAACUAGACCGUGGAAGAUAAGCGUAAUCAGUUUAAGAUUAAGUCAAAUAGAUCAAAAGUUAGAACUUGUCGGACUUAAUAAAGCGUCUGCUAAAGAGUUAAAGAAAAAUGUAAUCUCACUUCUGAGUGGCGAAACUGACACAGAAAAACACAUUCAGAACUUUAAUUCUACUUUGGAAAAUAAAGGUAUUUUGGAUUUGGAAACUACUCCACUUUUACUGAUGUAUCUUUUGUGUUUAUGGUACGAUGGAAUUUAUCCAGGAAGGUCUCAAUGUGAGUUAUACUGCCAAAUUGUUGAGAUGCUCCUGAAACGAACGUUUAAGAAAUAUCCAGACAUGCAACAGGCGUGCGAACCACCCAAAAGUGAUAUCCCACAAUGCUUCAGUGAACAUGUACACUGCACGAAAUACUACCCACUUCUGAAAGCUGUGGGACAAUUAGCAUUUGAAACAUUAUUCAGUGGCAAACGUGAAAGCACGCUGGUUUUUCAAAAAUCAAUCGCCGAAAAAUAUCUUUAUACAGAUAAAGAUACCGAUUAUAUGAAAUUAUGUCUUCUCUCAGGAAUAUUAACACAAAGUAAAGUAGAAAAAUUAACCAGUCAAAGUUCUAAAGUUUCAUUUUCCCACAAAACAGUGCAGGAAUAUUUCUGUGCACUAUACAUUGUGUGCCAAAAUAAAAAUGAGGUCCAAAAAUUCGUCAAACAAAAAUUCAGCAGUUUACGAAACAUUCUUGAUAUGUCGACAGUGUUUUAUUUCAUCAGCGGAAUGAAUGCAGAAAUCAUGUCUUCAAUUUCUCGAGAGUUGAUGACUGCGAUCAACAAAGCUCAAACAACGAGAACAUACAGAUCUAUGACAUAUUACGAUUCCAGUUACGUUAAUCCUCUGAAAGAUAUACAAAACUUGUACAUUUCUUGUUUGAAAGAAACCGAAGGCAAUACUAAUCUUUGUUUCCAGGAUUUUAUUAUCGACGAGAACUAUCAAAUAGAAAAACUUGUCUUACUGGCAAUUCACAAUAAACUUAAUAUACAGUCAAUAUUAAUCCGGACAGGUCUUUAUAGUUUACGUGAUCUAUUCGAUCAGUGUGAACUUGAUGACUUUAUCAGGAUCAAGAAAAUAUACUACAGUGGAAAAUGUGAAGAAGCGGAAAUUAUUCGGUUGUUGAAAAGCAGGUCACUGGAAUGUGUAGCUGUUAUAUCAAAUACAUGGCAAGGUAAUAAAUUUAUACCCAAACACAGUUCUUGUUCCAGUGAACUGGCUAAAACAUUUCAAAAUAUUUCUCAGUUACGAGCAAUCUAUAUCAAUUGUUUCAAGAUGGAGCACGAUGUGCUGAAGGACUUUCUGAAUUAUAUUAUAAACAGAAAAUCAAUGGUGGAAAUUAGAUUGUUCAAAUUACAUUGUGUCACACACGAGAUUAACUGCAGAGAAAUUAAUCUGGACUUUUCCCAACAUUCAGAUCUAAGGUCGUUAGCGUUGAGCGCUAUACCUGCGUCACAAUUAAAAGUGGAUGUAUCGUCAUUAGAGGACUGUGAAGUAGGACUAUUAUCUGAACCUGGUCUGGUGACGUCAUACCUGAGAGAGCUGCCAGCAGCCGGUAAACUACACACAUUUAAGUCUGGUUCUCUAGAAUCUCCCGGUGACAUUGAAACAUUGCUGCAAACAUUACCAUUGUUAGUUCAAGUGAAACACGUUACGUUGUAUAGAAUCAGCCUAGGUGAAAGGUCACUGUCACUCUCACCUGAAAUGGUGAAUAUUGAACUUGUUGACUUGUUUAUGGUAACAAUGUCUGGUUCAUCUUUACGUGAUCUGGUUAAGGUAGUGGAGAAACUUCCACAGUCAGUGACAGUACGAAUGCGAGGUUGUAAUUUAACACCGGAAACAGAAUUUGAAGACGUUAAAAAAUAUAUAAAAACAUCUAAGAAUUUCGUUGUCAUAUUUGAUGGAAUCACUCAGAUUAACGAGUACGCAUUUGAGUUUCAAACCACUGAAGAUGGAAGUCGAGUAAACUAAGUUACUCAGUGAACUUGGGCUGAUAUUGUAAAUAUAUUAUAAUCAUAAUUCAUUGAAUAUAUGUUACAUGGAUAUAUUACACAGGUACAUAUUACAUAUGACAUGUAUACGUAUAUUUUUACAGAAGUCAAGUAGAUGCAUGUUAAACAGACACGAAGACUAUUUCUGGUGAAAGUUAAAAUAGAAUCUAACUUUGUACAUGGAUGGAAAGAUGAACGUUCUAACGUGGAUAUAUAACAUGCUACACAUGUUUUAAAAAGUUUACAGAACUGAGCCACGUCAUCCUAAAUAUGAAAUAUCCGCGAGAAUAGAAUUGUUCAUGUAUUGAGCUCAUUUUUCAAAUUGACAUGUUUUUGUACCUAAGUAUGUUAAGGACAUGCAUUUAUGUUUCAAGAUUAAAUUAUCUCCUGCGCUUAUCUCGUGCACAUGACAUCUUAUCUCCAGCAAGCAACAUCUUAUCUCGAGUGCAUGACAUAUUAUCUCGUGCGCACGAUAUCUUAUCUCGAUCGCGAGACAUCUUAUAUUGUUCACACGACAUCUUAUCUUGUUGGCACCACAUCUGAUCUCGUGCGCACGACAUCUUAUCUCUUGCAUGUAUGAAUUUUGGUUUUACAUAUCUUUAAUACAAAUAAAAGACAAUUUUAUGUUUACGUAAAGUAUAUGUAUUAGUUUUCAUAUUUUCAAAUAUGCAUUUUGGGUCCACUUGACUUUUGACUGUGUUUCUUUAAUAUACAUCUUUUCUCGUUUCCAUAGGAGACAUAAACGCGUACAUGAGAAAACCUGGUGAUAACAUAUAUAUGCAAUCACCAACUUUUAAUAUUUUAUGUGAUCUUAAAUGACUAAAAUGUAAUUUUAAUGUGGCAUACAAAAAACAAAUAAAACUAAAAGACUUCUCCAAAAUCACAACCUGUCACCAGCUGAUAAUCAAUAUGCUCUGCACAAAUCUACUGAUCAUGUGGCCACAAAUUCGAUAAUAUGACUGGCUACGGGAAAACUAACUUAACAAAAGCAUGUGAAAAUCAUGGAAAUUAUUACAUUAAAGACACUGUCUGACUUGUCAGCUCUGAAUGUUUAAAAUAAAAAAUAUGGAAACCAACUUUUAUGUUUAAAAACAACAUAAUAAAUGUAUAUCAAAAUAA